Molecule: messenger RNA, 5787 nt
Organism: Myxocyprinus asiaticus (Chinese sucker)
Lineage: Eukaryota; Metazoa; Chordata; Actinopteri; Cypriniformes; Catostomidae
Product: phosphatidylinositol 4,5-bisphosphate 3-kinase catalytic subunit gamma isoform-like
Exons: 11
Coding region: 196-3492 (1098 amino acids)
Biological process (GO): phosphatidylinositol-mediated signaling; phosphatidylinositol 3-kinase/protein kinase B signal transduction; cell migration
Cellular component (GO): phosphatidylinositol 3-kinase complex, class IB; plasma membrane; phosphatidylinositol 3-kinase complex, class IA
Molecular function (GO): 1-phosphatidylinositol-3-kinase activity; 1-phosphatidylinositol-4-phosphate 3-kinase activity
Source: RefSeq, a predicted model, not a curated record
GAGCCGCAGUUUAGUCAUUAUGCGUAAGAUCAGAUGGUGAGAGAGGGAAUGAAAGCCCUUCUCUGACAGAUCGCGUUUAUUUUGGAGCAUAACUGUUUGAAUAAGAGAGUUUGAGAGCUUCACGGCAUCAAUGUAUAAGUAUUUACUCAACCACCUUCAGGGUCAUUGGCUCUGUGUCUGCUAAACGCAUUGGUUAUGGAACAGCAAGCUAGUGAUGAUGAGCCACCAGUAGUUCGUAGAGAGGAAAACAAGAGGAGGAGAAGGAAGAUGAAAGCAUUCACAUCCACCUCAGCUGUACCCAUGGAUCAUAUAGCGAUUGAGUUUGUACUGCCCACCACUAACAAAACAAACAAGAGCCCUGACAAGCUGCAAUUAGAAGUGACUGGAAAUUGGACGGUAGAGCAGGUGAAGGUUCAGCUCUGGCACAGAGCUGUUACCACAAAGAUAUGCCCUGAAUUUUACCAAAAAUACUCGCCAGACCACUGCAUUCUCCUCUACCAGAAGAAAGGCAACUGGUAUGAGAUCUACGAUAAGCAGCAGGUGUUUCAAACCCUUGACUGCGUCCGCUACUGGAAAGCGUUGAGAAAAGAGAUGGGAAAAAUUCAUUUGGUUAUCAGGCCGCAAGCAUCCGAGGAUUCUCUUAAGUACCAAAGGUUUCUGAACCACCUCAUUGGAUAUGAUGUUACAGAUGUCAGCAACGUCCAUGAUGACGAAUUGGAAUUCACACGAAGAAAGCUACUCACCCCUCGGAAAAUCGAGCUGUCUGAUAGAGACCCGAAACUUUAUUCAAUGGAUCCCUGGAUAACCACAAAGCCGCUCCCUGAAUACUUGCUGAGCAAAAUAAGUAACACUCACAUUCUGGUGGUGAUACACAAGGAGACAACAAGCCAGACCAUUAAGGUAUCUAUAGAUGAUACACCUGUGCAGGUUCUUCAGAGCUUCUUUGCCAAGAUUGCUAACAAGAGAGCGCUUUUAGACAUAUCAGAAGAUGUCAGCGAAUCUGAUUUUGUCUUGAGAGUUUGCGGAAGAGAGGAAUACCUAUAUGGCAACUACGCCAUCAAAGACUUCCAAUGGAUCAGACAGUGUCUUAAAAACGGUGAAGAGAUCCAUUUGGUGUUACAGCACCCGCCAAACCCAGAACAAGAUGUAGUCCAAAGAGAGGACUGGUCGCAGGUUGAUGACUGCACUGGUGUAGCUGGCACACAUGAACAAUUGACCAUCACUGAAAAAGACCACGAGAAGGUGUUCACCAUCUCCCUAUGGGACUGCAAUCGAAAAUUCAGGGUUAAGAUCUUGGGGAUUGACAUACCAGUACUUCCACGCAAUUCAGAGCUGAUUGUGUUUGUUGAGGCCAGUAUUUUUCAUGGUCAGCAGUUGCUGGCCCAAGAGAGGACAAGCUCGAAACCCUUCACAGAUGAGGUGCUUUGGAACACCUGGCUGGAAUUCAAUAUAAAGAUCAAGGACUUACCCAAAGGAGCACGACUUAGUCUGCAGGUGUCUUGUGGAAAAGCCCAGACUCAAACAUCAAAGGAAAACGACUGCAAAAACAAGAGCCGCUUGCUUUACUACGUCAACCUGUUACUGGUGGACCACAGGUCUCUGCUAAGACAAGGGGAGUUUGUCUUGCAUAUGUGGAAGAUGCCAGAGAAAAGUGAAGACAACAGCAGUGUUAAUGCAGACAAGCUUACGUCUGCCACAAACCCAGACAAGACCACUUCCAUGGCUGUCGCUAUUCUUCUAGACAAGUACUGCUACCCUGUUGCUCUCCCUAAGAGCAAGGAUUCUCAAGACUCAGAAAUGGAAGGGGAGAGAGGGCAGAGAGAGAUGCCCAAUCACUUGCGGAAACAGUUUGAGCAGAUUAUUGCUACUGAUCCUCUGCAUCCGCUCAGUGCAGAAGAUAAAGAGCUGCUUUGGCACUUCAGGCAGGAGUGUAUGCGGGAUCCCAAAGCAUAUCCAAAGUUCCUUUCCUCUGUAAAAUGGGGCAAACAAGAGGCUGUGACAAUAACCCACUGUCUUCUGGAGCGGAGUACCAUAUGGGACCGAAGCUCACUUGACGUGGGUUUGGCUUUACAGUUACUAGACUGCCACUUUUCUGACGAAAAUGUCCGCACUAUGGCCGUCAGAAAGUUAGAGACUCUGGGAGAUGAUGACGUUCUACGGUAUCUCCUGCAGCUUGUUCAGGCUGUGAAAUUUGAACCGUACCAUGACAGUGCACUUUCCAGGUUCCUUCUCAAACGUGCGCUUAGAAGCAAGCGGAUUGGCCACUUCCUGUUCUGGUUCUUGCGUAGUGAAAUUGCUCAAUCCAUGCAUUACCAGCAGCGGUAUGCUGUUAUCCUGGAGGCUUACCUUCGUGGCUGUGGUGAAGUUAUGCUGCAGGACUUCAGGAAGCAGGUGGAGAUCACAGAGGCCUUGCAAAGAGUCGCCCGUGAGAUUAAGCUUGUGUCUGCUGAAAAAUAUGACGUGUCAGCACAAGUUGUUUUUCAGCUGCGUCAGAAACUGGAGGGACUGCAAAUGUCAGGGUUGCCAGAAAGCUUCAAAGUGCCUUAUGACCCAGGCCUACGGGCUGGGGCAUUGGUGAUUGAACAAUGCAAAGUGAUGGCAUCCAAAAAAAAACCCUUGUGGCUGCAGUUCAAGCGAGCCGACCCCACCACCCUGUCGAGUGACACAAUUGGUAUCAUCUUUAAAGAUGGGGAUGACCUUCGUCAGGACAUGCUGAUAUUACAGAUUUUGCUAAUAAUGGAGUCUAUCUGGGAGCUGGAAUCCUUGGAUCUUUCCUUGUUACCAUAUGGCUGCAUUUCCACAGGAAAUAAAAUUGGGAUGAUUGAAAUAGUGAAGGAUGCCACGACUAUUGCUAACAUUCAGCAAAGUACUGUUGGGAACACUGGUGCUUUUAAAGAUGAAAUACUCAGCCAAUGGCUUUGUGAGAAGUGUGUGAAUGAGCACCAGCAGGCUGUAGAGCGGUUUGUAUUCUCCUGUGGAGGAUAUUGUGUGGCAACUUAUGUCCUGGGCAUUGGUGAUCGUCACAACGACAAUAUAAUGAUCACAGAGACGGGGAACCUGUUUCACAUUGAUUUUGGACAUAUACUUGGAAAUUACAAGAGUUUCUUGGGGAUAAGCAAGGAACGAGUGCCGUUUGUCCUAACUCCUGAUUUCCUUUAUUUGAUGGGCACGACUGGGAAAAAAAGUAGCCCUAAUUUCCUCAAAUUUCAGAACGUUUGCCUGAAGGCCUACCUGGCUCUGAGACACCACACCAACCUACUUAUCAUCUUGUUCUCUAUGAUGCUCAUGACGGGUAUGCCACAGCUGACUAGCGAGGAGGACAUAGAGUACAUACGGGAAGCACUGACGGUCGGACGCUCUGAGGAUGAAGCCAAACAACAUUUCUUGGACCAAAUCGAGAUAUGUCGAGACAAAGGUUGGACGGUGCAGUUCAACUGGUUCCUCCACUUAGUUCUAGGCAUUAAACAAGGUGUGGAGAAACGUUCAGCUUGAGCAUGCCAUCGAUCCUGCAUGAAGAAGAUCAUUUUAGAUGAAGAAUUAAACCUAAAAGGUUUUUAAGGCCAUAAAUUAUUCUGUUGUUUAGGCUUUUAAGGUGCAGUCUUAAUAUAACCUUGGGAAUUUGCACUGUAAUAUAAAGUAUGUGAAGAUUGUUAUGUCUAAGAGACUGAAUCAGUCUACAUACCCAUAAUAAAGCAGUAAAAAGCAGGAGUCUGAUCACUGGAGAAGGAGCUGGUAUUCUGUCAGCCUACAUCUCUUAUUUUAAAUAAGUUUUGAGAUUCUAUUCAGUCUGUUGAGAGGCAAAAUUUGCUAAUUACUUGUGACAUCUUGUGACUAUGACAUUCAGCACAUCUGUGAUUCGCAAUAAUUGUGUUUUUGUGUUAAAAAUGAGGAGGUGGUGGUGGAAAUAUUAAGUACAAUAAUUGUAUAAUAUGAAUCAUAUUUUUUUUAUUUGAUAUCUAACCAGCUAGAGCACAGCUUUUGUUUGAAUCACCUAAAUAUGCUGACAUUAAUUUAUUUUUAGAUAUAUUUAAUUGUUUUAUUUUAAAAUUGUUUGAGAACAAAUGUCAUACGAAUUCUUUCUCUUUUUUUUUACUGGCACAUUUUUAAAACUAUUGUCAUAUCACAUUUACAACCCCAUAUUAAUUAAGAAGGUGCCAUUCAAUUUUUAACCCUCAAUCAUGAAAUUGUACCUAUAGAUUCUGCCAAAAUCCCAUAGUUACUACAGUUAUUGUUUCUACAUCCAAACUGUGCUAACUGGCCAAUGUUCAGAAUGGCAAAUAAACAUUUUCACAGUAUAUAGUAUGCAUACUGUGCACAGAAUGCAAAUUAUUCAGACAUCAAGUCUAUGAUUUCUAUGAUACACUAUAUUGCCAAAAGUAUUCGCUCAUCUGCCUUUAGACGCAUAUGAACUUAAGUGACAUCCCAUUCUUAAUCCAUAGGAAUUAAUAUGACGUCGACCCACCCUUUGCAGCUAUAACAGCUUCAACUCUUCUAGGAAGGCUUUCCACAAGGUUUAGGAGUGUGUUUAUGGGAAUUUUUGACCAUUCUUCCAGAAGCGCAUUUGUGAGGUCAGACACUGAUGUUGGACGAUUAGGCCUGGCUCGCAGUCUUCGCUCUAAUUCAUCCCAAAGGUGCUCUAUCGGGUUGAGGUCAGGACUCUGUGCAGGCCAGUCAAGUUCUUCCACACCAAACUCGCUCAUCCAUGUCUUUAUGGACCUUACUUUGUGCACUGGUGUGCAGUCAUGUUGGAACAGGAAGGGGCCAUCCCCAAACUGUUCCCACAAAGUUGGGAGCAUGGAAUUGUCCAAAAUCUCUUGGUAUGCUGAAGCAUUCAGAGUUCCUUUCACUGGAACUAUGGGGCCAAGCCCAGCUCCUGAAAAACAACCCCACACCAUAAUCCCCCCUCCACCAAACUUCACAGUUGGCACAAUGCAGUCAGAGAAGUACCGUUCUCCUGGCAACCGCUAAACCCAGACUCGUCCAUCAGAUUGCCAGAUGGAGAAGCGUGAUUCGUCACUCCAGAGAACGCGUCUCCACUGCUCUAGAGUCCAGUGGCGGCGUGCUUUACACCACUGCAUCCGACGCUUUGCAUUGCACUUGGUGAUGUAUGGCUUGGAUGCAGCUGCUCGGCCAUGGAAACCCAUUCCAUGAAGCUCUCUACGCACUGUUCUUGAGCUAAUCUGAAGGCCACAUGAACUUUGGAGGUCUGUAGCGAUUGACUCUGCAGAAAGUUGGCGACCUCUGCGCACUAUGCGCCUCAGCAUCCGCUGACCCCGCUCUGUCAUUUUACGUGGUCUACCACUUCGUGGCUGAGUUGCAGUCAUUCCCAAUCGCUUCCACUUUGUUAUAAUACCACUGAGAGUUGACUGUGGAAUAUUUAGUAGCGAGGAAAUUUCACGACUGGACUUGUUGCACAGGUGGCAUCCUAUCACAGUACCACGCUGGAAUUCACUGAGCUCCUAAGAGCGGCCAAUUCUUUCACAAAUGUUUGUAGAAGCAGUCUGCAUGCUUAGGUGCUUCAUUUUAUUCACCUGUGGCCAUGGAAGUGAUUGGAACACCUGAAUUCAAUUAUUUGGAUGGGUGAGCGAAUACUUUUGGCAAUAUAGUGUAUUAUGCUUUCAUUCUGGAGCCCUGUCUUCAAAAUGUACAUUUUUAAUAUUUUCCACCAGAUGGCGCUAUUUUUCUCAUGUUUAGCCUAUGGAGCAAAUACAAGUUUUUUUCCUAUUUUCUGUUUGCUGUAUUAUAGAGCACUGUAGGCCAAUUGAAUAAAUCAUGCAGCUAAAAUUG